Theobroma cacao (cacao) is the source of this 792-nucleotide messenger RNA. RefSeq lists its product as uncharacterized. Lineage: Eukaryota; Viridiplantae; Streptophyta; Magnoliopsida; Malvales; Malvaceae. The record is from RefSeq and is a predicted model, not a curated record.
GAAAUUUUGAUGGCAUCUCACAAAAUUUUCCCUCCCUAAGUCCAUGACAGAUUUCAAAGCCAUUCCAACUACAGUUGAAUCUCAAAUCACAACCGUCCAUCAUCAAUAAUGGACCCCUCAAGUUGAUGCUUCCAAUAUGAACCCGCAUGUACUGUAUCAUUCCUAGUUAAUACUAUAAAACCAUCCUCUCUAGUCUCACCUUUCUCUUACAACCUGCUAGAGUUCAGUCCAGUACAUAGAGAAAAAGGAAACAGAGAGAGAAAAAAAAAAUGGCAGGGAGAUGGGCCACGUCAGCAUUUCGGCGGGUAGCCUCAGAGCUCGUGUCGUUCCGGUCGUCGAUCCUACGAUGGCCGCAGUUCGUUUCCUCCUCGAUGUUCGUGCCGAGGUGGGGGUUCUUCGGGUGGCCCGAGCUGAGCAGCUUCAGUUUCUCCGUGGUGGACGACGUCGUUUGGGGUCUGAUCACGGCGUUCGAGUCCGUCGCCUUGGUUUCCAUGCUCUGCUUCUUCUUUCUCUUUUGCGGCUGCACUGUCUGAAAAAUUUAAGUAAAAAUCCACAACUUUUCCGACAGUAAUCAGCUGAAGUUGUCGGAAUCCGACGUGGCGGAGAUAUUAAGUAGGUUAGCACGUGACUUGGAGUUCGGCGCAUGUGGAGUUUGUUGCAAUUUUGUCUCCUCUUCUAUUUUUACUUUUUACCCUGACUUUGUAAUUCCAAUAGGCAAUAGCAGUAAAAAUGCUUCCUUUUUUUAACUUUUGAGCUUUCUUUUUGUACACUUUGGGUGGCUUUCCUCCUUAA